UUAUUGGAAUAGAAUCGCUGAAAUAGAAUCGCUGCCCAGAAUGAGGCUGUCCCCUAGUUUUUUCGUUUCAAUUUUUGCAUUUGCAAUAUUAUUUUUUUCGGUGUGUCGAGCCGACGAUGAUGAUAUCGUCACUCUGGAGAAGGGACUCCAAAGCUUAUCAAAUGUAAUGGUUGUAUACCAAGCCGAGUUCGACAAUAAAGUCAAGUUUGUGGAACUGCAGAAGGCCAUCGAUCUGAUUGAUGAAUCAAUGAUAGGUUACCAGGGCACUGCCAAGAAUAGAUUGGGUAUGGUUCGAGAACUAAAUUCCGCGGCACGCAUCGAAUACCAUCGGUGUGUGGCUCCGGUGUUCGAAUGGUGCAUAGCCAUUAAUAGCACCUUCCGGCUUACCAUACCCAUGAUUGAAAACGAUACCCUGAGUAAAAAUGAUGCGCAAUUAAUCUGGAAUAUGACUGUCGAUGCACUCGACUUGGGUCUUAACAAAACCACCGAAUCGGUAAUUAUUUUGGAAGACGUUCUUAAUCGAACUACUACCUUGAGAGAUCUAUUGAAAUCGAUUGCCCAUGAGAUCGACGAUGAUUUCGGUCCUAAAGGAUUCUAUGGUAUAUGGAAGGAUGAUCUAGGAAAGAAGCUAACAGAAGAGCAGAAGCUACGAAAGGCGGCUGUAUCGGCAUUCAUCGGACUUUUGUUUGGUGUUGUUACUACUCUGCUAUUUGGACCUAUUGGAGUGCAAAUCGGCUUGCAAGUGGCAUUAGCAGUCCAAACUGUGCAGGAUAGGAUCGAAUGGCAGAAAAAGCAAACAUACAAGGACCAAAUCGAAGCUAUUAACAAGUUUUUUAACGUACUGCAAGAGAAAGUGGAAAACGCUACUAAAAUAGUGGAGGAAAUCAAUGUCACCUUGGAAGAAGACAAAAUUAACCUUCAGGCUCUCAAAGGACGGAUCGAGGGUGCCAACAAUAACAAGGAACUUUUAAAACUGAGUCCAUUCCUCAGAAGGAAGUACGCUCCCACCCUACAGGGACUGGUGGAGCAGUGCGAGCUAUACGUGAAGUGGCACGGCUAUAAUGAAGCAUUUUAUCAUCCCUCAAAGCCUCGAAGCCGUCGAGAUGCACCGCCAUCGGAUAUUUUGGCCAUUCCAGAGAUGGAAAUGCCAAAGGACACGAAUCCUGUCGGUUGGUUAUCACCGUUGCCAUGGCACAAGGACAUUGUUGUGCCCCUUUUGAAGCACCUUCAAUAAAAAUAUUGUAUAGCUUUUGCUAAAUAUUUUAAUAAAAUUAAACAGCAAGCA
This is a messenger RNA of Drosophila bipectinata, 1285 nucleotides long. RefSeq lists its product as uncharacterized. The record is from RefSeq and is a predicted model, not a curated record. Gene Ontology annotation, biological process: hemolysis in another organism. Lineage: Eukaryota; Metazoa; Arthropoda; Insecta; Diptera; Drosophilidae.